Rubroshorea leprosula is the source of this 693-nucleotide messenger RNA. NCBI's taxonomy places the organism in Eukaryota, Viridiplantae, Streptophyta, Magnoliopsida, Malvales, Dipterocarpaceae. The record is from the annotation of a GenBank genome assembly.
CAAUUGUUUUAUUGAUUAAUGAUUACAUUUAUGAAUUGUUAUUAACGGUUAAAAGAAAUAUAAUUUGUGUGGUUUUAAAAAAAGAUUACGUGACACUAAUCGUGCCCGACUUUGUGCCAGUCUCUAGCUGUCAGAACCAAUAUCUAGCCAGGCACCAAGGUUACAUUGGAGUUGACAAAAAUGAAAGUUGGGAGAAGGACCAUAAGGAUGACUGGGAAAGUGGUGCUUCUGAUUCUCUUGAUAAUUGCCAACCAAGUCUUGAAUGUUGGUUGUAGCAGACGGUUGCAAGGGCAAAUUAGGCUAAGUAACGGCACAGAGGUCUCGGAAGCAAGAGAUCCUGGCUCGCCUUCUGGGCCAUCUAAUUGCACUUACGUGCCCGGUGGUGGUGGCAAUAACGGUGGGCAUCAUUGUAAAAUUCAUGGGUGAUGGUUGUUUUUUAUUUUUAUUCGAUCUGUGUGGUUAAUAUAUUUCAAGGUUCCCCUAUGUUUGCUGGGAAAAAUAAAAUUCCAGCAAUUGCUGUAUAUAUUUGCUUGAUGUUUGAAGGAGAAUGCUAUAGUUGUUUUCAUUUCUUUUCUUUUUUUGGUAAUUAGUACACUGUUAUAAUCAUCUCCAUUCUCCAGUACUGCAAGUGCCAAAUCCCAAUCAUUUGUGAUGCAAUGAUGUUCCUCAAUUGAAAAAAGAGGCAUAUUACUG